AUGACGCUUUUUCCUGGCGUAGCCCUAAUUACAGGUGCCGCAUCUGGAAUCGGCCGUGCAACCGCAGUGGCCUUCGCAACGGAGGGAUGCACCAGAAUCGCAAUUUGUGACCGGGCCACCGCCGGGCUUGCCCAGACGCGAGCCCUUAUCACGGAGAAACAAAGGGAGGCAAGUAAAGAUAAAGUAGAGGUAGAAGUCAUCACGGGCAACGUGGCCAGUGAAGAGUCAGUCGCUAAGAUGGUCCAAACUGUCGUGCAACGCUGGGGGCGAAUCGACUACGCUGUUAAUUCUGCUGGAAUCCAAGGACCUCCAAAACGCUCGACCGAGUUUGAAGUAGCGGAGUUUGACUCCAUCAACAGCGUCAACUACCGUGGGCUCUGGCUGUGCAGCAGGGCGCAACUGACCCAGAUGCUGACCCAGGAGCCUCUCCAUACCCACGAUGGACGACCAGGAAAUAGAGGAGCCAUUGUCCACGUUGCCAGCCAGCUCGGCAUAGUAUCGAGGUCCCACGCCGCGGCCUAUUGUGCCAGCAAAGCGGCGGUCAUUUCGCUCACCCGGAGCGAUGCUAUUGACUACUCGAAAGAUAACAUUCGGAUAAAUUGUGUUUGCCCAGGGCUCGUGCAGACACCAAUGGUUCAGGGGCCUGACCAGCAGAAGCUCUUCACGCCUGCAGUUGCGAUCGCGCCGAUGAAUAGGAUGGGGAAGCCUGAAGAAAUCGCCGACGCCUGCCUUUUCUUAUGCGGUAGCAAGGCAACAUUUGUGCAAGGUGCUUCCUUGGUGGUGGAUGGUGGUUAUACAAUCAAUUGA
Molecule: messenger RNA, 807 nt
Organism: Aspergillus puulaauensis
Lineage: Eukaryota; Fungi; Ascomycota; Eurotiomycetes; Eurotiales; Aspergillaceae
Product: SDR family NAD(P)-dependent oxidoreductase
Exons: 7
Coding region: 1-807 (268 amino acids)
Molecular function (GO): oxidoreductase activity, acting on the CH-OH group of donors, NAD or NADP as acceptor
Source: RefSeq, a predicted model, not a curated record